Marasmius oreades (fairy-ring Marasmius) is the source of this 1353-nucleotide messenger RNA. RefSeq lists its product as uncharacterized. Gene Ontology annotation, molecular function: oxidoreductase activity; FAD binding. The record is from RefSeq and is a predicted model, not a curated record. Lineage: Eukaryota; Fungi; Basidiomycota; Agaricomycetes; Agaricales; Marasmiaceae. Bases 1 to 1353 code for a protein of 450 amino acids. The transcript has 4 exons.
AUGGAGGGUUUACAGAGCUUCGGGAGCAUCACCAGUCAAGGUUUUUCUGGCUCAAUCAUCACGCCCUUCUCCUCAUCCUAUCAAUCGACCAUUCAACGUUUCUCAACCACGUGUAUCCUCAAACCCGCUGUCAUCGUCGAGCCCGCGACUGCCAACGACAUAUCCAUAGCUCUCAAGUUCGCACUUGGACUAACCAGAUACCACAUCCCAGUCCCAGAAAUAGCAGUCAAAGGAGGAGGAGUCAACUCUGCCCCUGGUGUCUCUUCCACAAACAACGGCGUAGUCUUCGACCUAGCGAAGAUGAAAUCUGCGAAAGUGUCCCCUGAUAAAAAGUCGAUAACCGUCGCCGGUGGCGCGUUGUGGAGUGAUGUCUAUGCGGAGGCGGAUAAACAAGGUGUCGUUGUCGUAGGUGGAAGUGUUCAUCUUGUUGGCGUUGGUGGGUCGACGCUUGCAGCUGGCUAUUCCCCUUUGUCCGGCCAGUAUGGGCUGGCUAUCGAUAACAUGCUAUCCGCACAAGUGGUUUUGGCUAGCGGGCAGGUCAUCAACACGGAUGAGAAACACGAACCUGACUUGUUCUGGGCUAUUCGAGGUGGUGUGAAUCAGUUCGGGAUAGUCACACAGAUGACGUUUGCCACUCACCCCUUCCCGGGACCUAUCACGGUGGGAUCUUUAGGCUACCUUGGAACGGACCUUCCGAAGGUUCUAGCGGCUCUACAUCCGACCCUUCUAAUCCUUCCCUACAUCGAGGAGCAAAAAACGAAACCAGACACCGUUCUCGCUCCCUUCCGAACCCUCGCAAAGCCCAUAUUCGAAAGCAUCUUCACCGUGAACAACUUCACCUCCGUAUCCCACGGCGCCGACUCGUCCAUCACAAACCAGCCUCCACGUGUAACGACCAACGGCGCAUUAAUUUCUGAUGUCUGGGACGACACCGUUACCUCAGUCUAUCAAGAAUGGCUCAAGUUCACGGAGGACCCCGAGUUCCAAGCGACGAUAUCCAUGUGGGAAUUCUCACAUCGUGAUAAGAUUGCUUCAAAACCUGCUGGAUCGACUGCGUUUGCUGCGAGGAGUCCGCACUAUUAUUGGACUGUUACAGCUAGGCAUACAAACCCCUCAAAUGACCGCAAAGUCUCCGACUGGACAUCUAAUCUCGCCAAAUCCGUCCGUCAAGCGCAAGUUAAGAAGACUGGGAAGUCGCUACCUCUCCCAGCAAGCUUUGCGCAAACUCCUCAGACGGUAUCGACACAGGAUAUCUAUGGGGAUAAUCUACCGAAAUUGAGGAAAUUAAAGGCACGUUACGAUCCCAGUAAGGUGUGGAGGACGGGAUGGGUGAUUGAUCCUGAUCAUUCUUGA